AUGGUAUUGUUUAUAAAAUCAUUUGAUUAUGGCCUUUAUAAUACAUUAAUAUCAAAGUUUACAACCUUGUGUAAUACACUUCUCUUGCUAGCAAUUUUAGCUAAAGAGAACCUUCAUCGUGAAUAUUUGAAAAUAAACUCAGCUCUCCAGAAAAAAUGUGAAUAUAUGAAGCGAAGUUUAAAUAUUGAGGACCUAAAUUAUCUGAAGCCUUCAAACAAGAAAGGAAAAGGAGAAAAUUACUGCAGGAUUAUUGAAAUCAAUCAAACACAACAUUCAAACUUAUCAGAAGCCCUUCUGCCUGCUUCUCUUUCACCUCCACACAUUCAAAGUUCUGACUUCUCAACUAGUGUACCAACAUAUACUCAAACAUAUUUACCAGCUGCAGAACAAACACCAAAAUCAUUGAAUUCUGUACUUGCUGCAGAACUGGAGGAAAUUUAUGAUUCUCAAGCAAGCAUUUAUGAUUGGCAAAAAAGAAGAAAAAAUAGUGAGAUUAAAUGGGGAGAACGUAGGUCAAUGUUGUUUAGCUGGACAUUGUCGAAGUUGAGUGUUCCAGAUAAAGGUAAAUAA
Molecule: messenger RNA, 570 nt
Organism: Procambarus clarkii (red swamp crayfish)
Lineage: Eukaryota; Metazoa; Arthropoda; Malacostraca; Decapoda; Cambaridae
Source: RefSeq, a predicted model, not a curated record